Vitis riparia (riverbank grape) is the source of this 883-nucleotide messenger RNA. RefSeq names its product WEB family protein At2g17940. Bases 71 to 685 code for a protein of 204 amino acids. NCBI's taxonomy places the organism in Eukaryota, Viridiplantae, Streptophyta, Magnoliopsida, Vitales, Vitaceae. The record is from RefSeq and is a predicted model, not a curated record. The transcript is spliced from 2 exons.
UAUAAAGAGAAAUCCUUGUCGCCAUCUUCAUUCAUCCGCAUCUCUGCGUUUGAGCCAUUCACUGGGAAGCAUGGAAAGAGCAGAGGGAGUUGUAGUGAUGGGACGGGCUGAGAUUGACACCAGGGCACCCUUCCGGUCGGUUAAAGAAGCAGUUAUGCUGUUUGGAGAAAGAGUUCUUGCUGGAGAGCUAUAUGCCAACAAGCUCAAAGAGAUGAGAGACAGGGCAGGUGAAAAUGCACAAGUUCAAUCCAGAUAUGGAGCAGUGACAGCUGAACUCGAAGAAACCAAGCAAAGCCUUCAGAAGGCCAGAGAAGAAGGUGACUUGAUGGUGAAUUGUCUCAGAUCUCUGAGAGAAGAGCUGGAAGAAACAAAAAGAGAGCUAAUCAAGUUGAAGUCAAGAAACUUUGAUAAACAGCUGGUUGAUCCCGAGUUGGAAGACCUUAAAUUCAUUGAAAAUGCCACCAAGAUUGAAAUAAACACACAAACUGAAGACGCAGAGGAGUUCCAAAAGAAGAGAUACGUCACAUUUGCAAGUCCCCCUUCCGUCACUCGAAUCAUUACCAACCAUGACAGUAGUAGUGAAGUACAAGAGAAACCUCCGCUUCAGAAGAAAGCGAAAAAGAAGCCCUUGAUGCCCUUAAUGGGAUGGAUCUUCCCAAGAAAAAAGAGAAGCCAAGACCCUUAGGCUUUAGCCCGACCCCUAUCAGAUUUAGUUCACGACAUUUCGUUAUGGGCUGCAUGGGAAGAAAAAUCAAGGCAAUGCCUGAGGAGGGAGUGACCUAAUAAAGUGGAUGAAUUGUGUUUGGAAUUUUCAUUCCUGUUAAGGAAGAUGUUUUGUCAUUUCAAUCAUAAAAAAUAAAAAAAUUAACUGCGAAGAGUCAAA